Molecule: messenger RNA, 2564 nt
Organism: Arabidopsis lyrata subsp. lyrata
Lineage: Eukaryota; Viridiplantae; Streptophyta; Magnoliopsida; Brassicales; Brassicaceae
Exons: 10
Coding region: 512-2476 (654 amino acids)
Source: RefSeq, a predicted model, not a curated record
AAAAAUCUCAGUCUCUGUCUGAAGCUCUCACACACAAAUCUCUAUCUCAUUAGUUCGUCUUCUUCUCAUUCUAUCGAUUUCAUUCUCGAUUCUUUGUGUAUCUCAGUCUCGCGAAGGAACACAGCAAAUCUAUCUAGCUCGAACCCACAAAUCUCUCUCGAACCCACAAAUCUUCAGUAUCUCAAACCCAGAAAUCUUCAGUCUCUAGAACCCAGAAAACCUAAAUCCAGCUUCCCCUUUAACUCGAUUUUCACUUUCCAAGUCUUGGAAACAAAAUCCCUACUGAAUCGAGUUUAUGCAAAGGUAAAAUCGGGUCUUUCUUGUUAACAAUAAACCAGAUACAGCUUUUAUGUUUGAUUUUUAGUAAUUUAGGGUUCUAGCUUGCAUGUUGUUUUGAUGUGUUUCGAUUGGGUUUACUAUUUUGCAGGAAGGUUUUGUUUAAUUCAAGUUCUUCUAGUGUCAAGCUCAAGUUAAGCAAAAGAGAAUAACAUCUAGCAGGUAAUUGAGUACAAUGGAAACUGUACCAAACAGGAAAACCCGUCGCAGUAAGCGCCAAGUAGGCCUUGAAGCGAGUCCAGCAGUGUCACUAACACAGAAAAAGAAACAAAAACCAGGGCCUGCAGUGAAUACUGUAGAUAAGGAUGGAGAUAAAACUGCAGAGAAUGAGAAAGCAAGAGAAUCACUUGACACAGAAAAUGAUCAAAUGCUUGAUGAAGAAGCAGAAGAAAACUCACAACAUGAAGAAGAAGAAAUCAAUCCUCCUUCCAACCAAAGCGGCUCUAAUGCUUCUGAGUCACAAACUCAACAGUCUAGUAACAACAAAAAAAAGACAAGAGGUCCAACUAGAAUGCGCAAACUUGGAAAGAGUAGUGAUGAUAAGGUAGAAGUGGACUUUAAUGCUAUAGGUAAUCAUGUUGGACGUGGAUCAGUUAGACUAUCAUCCUUUGUUGGUAUCAUUGUGAGAGAGCAUGUGUCAGUACUGCUAGAUGACUGGAGACAUCUAGAUGUAAGGACAAAAGAGAUGAUGUGGGAAGAAAUCCAGGGGAGGUUCAAUUUAAACGAAGAUUGGCACAAAAGAGUUAUCUUAGGUCAGAUGUGUAAUUUGUGGAGGUCUUCUAAAUCUCGUCUUGUUGCCAAAAUUCGGAAUCUUAAAAGCAAGUCUGAAAUACUGGAACUAAAGCCUACCAAUAUCCCAUGUGCAUCGGCUUGGAUGAGUUGGGUGAAGAGCAAACAAAGCAAGGCUUUUCAGGAAAAAAGUGAGAUAUUCAGGAAGAUGAAGCAAGGUCAAAUUCCGCAAACCACCAGCCGCAAAGGCAUGGCUCGAUUAGAAGAUGAAAUGAAAAAAAAGAGUUCUGAGCCUAGCAAAGUUACUAGAAGUAAGGUGUGGAUUGCAGGACAUACACAUUCUGAUGGGAGACCUGUUAGGGAAGAAUUUGCAGAAACUAUUGAAAAGAUUAAGGCGAUAGAUAGUGAAAUUGGUUCAACAUCCACUGAUAAUGUUAGGGAAGAUGCUGUGAGUAAGAUUGAUCAUGGUUCCAAAUCUGACUUAAGUGAUGUUAGCAAAGGAGGAGUUAGGUGCCAGAUACUGAAUUGGCAGUUAGAUGGGGAUGUGGUUGUUGGAGAAGGAGAAUUCUGCUCCUCUGAACACACAUAUAAGAUUGGUCGAAUUCCAUUAGGUCCUAAUGCAGCUGCUGUGCUUGUGAAUUCAGUAUCAGACAAAACAGCAUCUCUUUGGAGACCACUCAGUCAAACUAUUGUUUCUCUUCAUCAAGCUAUAGGAAUGAAAGUUGCAUGGCCCUUUGUGAAGAUUAUAUUGGAUGAUGACGCAACGCAACCUCCUGAUACUAUGAUGUCUGAGGAACCUGCUGAAGAAGUAGGACUAGUUGAUAUCUAUGAGUAUUGGAGAGAAGAUGAUGAAGUGAUUGCUCAGGGUAUAUUGAUAUCAACUGACCCUUCACAAUUGGUUAAUGGUAUGCCUCUGGGACUAAAGGCUGCAACUGUUAAGAUCACGUUGGUGGUUAAACCUGAUGCCUAUCUAUGGAGACCAACCACUGAAAUCCCCUUUAUGGCUGAUGCUCUCAAUGAGACCAUUGCAUGGCCUUUUGAUAGGUUAAAACAACAGGUUCAACCUGAAGACGCAAACAGGAAAUCACCAAUGGAGGAAGCAACUACAAAAUCAGUAGAGAAGAGUGGUAGUCCUAGCACUGGUAGUAGCGGCAAAGGUGGGAAACCGAAGUGUGCUCUUAUGGAUAUUGGAAAUUCUGGUCAGAGAGUUGCAAUAGGUCGUGUGUAUUCCAAUGAUCCAGCUGAUACGGUCCAUUGCAGACCGUUAGGUCCCAAUGCUAGCAAGGUCUUGGUAGAGAUUCCGAAGGUUAAUGAUGCACGAGUGUGGAGAGCAAGUCCUGAAUUUGAAACAAUAGCUGAUGCAGGAGGAACAUUUGUGGCUUGGCCUAAUGAGAAGAUUAUAAUGCUGUGAGUGAGAGACAUCUUUGAAACUUGUUAUCUUACUACUUUAAACUUGUUAUCUUAGUACUUUAGACUUGUUAUCUUAGUACUGUUUAAUA